This is a messenger RNA of Populus trichocarpa (black cottonwood), 4994 nucleotides long. Its product is annotated as disease resistance protein Roq1. Gene Ontology annotation, molecular function: ADP binding; protein binding. Bases 183 to 4994 code for a protein of 1603 amino acids. The record is from RefSeq and is a predicted model, not a curated record. Gene Ontology annotation, biological process: defense response; signal transduction. The transcript has 14 exons. Lineage: Eukaryota; Viridiplantae; Streptophyta; Magnoliopsida; Malpighiales; Salicaceae.
GAAAGCAUUUGCAUUCUUUCUCCGAAACAUUAAUAUUGCCUCUACUAUCCUUCAGUCCUGAUCAUUACUUUACUCUUCAGCUAAUGUUUCUGAGCGCUGCAAUUUGAUCUUUAAAGUCGCCAGGAUGGUGGAAUCCGAUCAACUCAAACACCAUAUUGAGAACAAGAUCAUUCUAUUUUAGAAUGCGGAAAGAAAAACGCAAACAAUCCAAAGAUGAAGAAAAUGAUUCAUCCUCGCGAAAGAGAAGAAAAGCUGACCUCACUGCCAUGACAGAGCCAGAUUCUUCUCGAUCUAGACCACAAUGGGCCUAUGAUGUCUUUUUGAGUUUUAGAGGAAAAGAUACUCGCAAGACAUUUACAGAUCAUCUAUAUACUGCCUUGGUUCAAGCAGGAAUCCACACUUUUCGAGAUGAUGAUGAACUUCCUAGAGGAGAAGAAAUCUCCCAACAUCUCCUCGAGGCAAUUCAAGAAUCAAAGAUAUGUAUAGUGGUCUUCUCAAAAGGAUAUGCUUCUUCUAGAUGGUGUCUUGAUGAACUUGUGGAGAUUCUGAAGUGCAAAUAUAGGAAAACUGGUCAGAUUGCUCUUCCUAUAUUCUAUGACAUUGAUCCUUCAGAUGUGAGAAAACAGACUGGCAGUUUUGCAGAAGCAUUUGUUAAACAUGAAGAACGUUCUGAAGAGAAGGUGAAGGAGUGGAGAGAAGCUCUUGAAGAGGCAGGAAAUCUAUCUGGAUGGAAUCUCAAAGAUAUGACAAAUGGGCAUGAAGCAAAAUUUAUCCAACAUAUUAUCAAGGAAGUGUGGAAUAAAUUGUCUCCCAAGGACAUGAAUGUUGGUACUCACCCAGUAGGUAUUGAUCCCCUUGUCAACGAAAUCAGAGACUUCGUAAGUAAUGGAACAGAGAAGGUUUGCAUUGUGGGCAUACAUGGGAUGCCCGGAAUAGGAAAGACGACUAUAGCAAAAGAAGUAUUUGAUAAACUCUGCGAUGAAUUCGAGGGAAGCUCUUUUCUUUUGAAUGUCAAAGAAAAAUCAGAAUCUAAGGAUAUGGUUCUUUUACAGAAACAACUUCUUCAUGAUAUUUUAAGACAAAAUACUGAGAAGAUCAAUAAUGUUGAUAGAGGAAAGGUUCUGAUUAAAGAACGACUUCCGCACAAAAGAGUUCUUGUUGUUGUUGACGAUGUGGCUCGUCCAGACCAACUACUUGAUUUGAUGGGAGAGCCAAGUUGGUUAGGCCCUGGAAGUAGGGUAAUAAUUACAACUAGAGAUGAAAGCUUACUUCUUGAAGCUGAUCAAAGAUACCAGGUUCAAGAGUUGAACCGGGAUAACUCCCUUCAGCUUUUCUGUAGGCAUGCGUUUAGGGACACCAAGCCAGCAAAAGAUUAUGUUGAGCUUUCGAAUGAUGUAGUUGAAUACUGUGGAGGACUUCCUUUAGCUCUUAAGGUUUUAGGUUCUUGUUUGUAUGGGAAAAACCAAGCUAGAUGGGAAUCUGUAAUUGACAGAUUGAGAAAAUUUCCAAACAGUGAAAUUCAGAAAAAACUUAGAAUAAGUUUUGACACACUGGAUGAAUCUACACUAAAGAAUACAUUUCUUGAUAUUGCAUGCUUCUUUAUUGGUAGAAAGAAAGAAUACGUAGCAAAAGUGCUAGAAGGACGUUAUGGUUACAAUCCAGAAGAUGAUUUCGGAACUCUCAUUGAACGGUCUCUGAUUAAAGUUGAUGAUUCUGGAACGAUAGGCAUGCAUGAUCUAUUACGAGGGAUGGGAAGGGAGAUCGUUAAGGAAGAGUCACCUGAAAAUCCUGCGCAAAGGAGCAGAAUUUGGAGUCAAGAGGAUGCGUGGAUAGUACUCAAGAUGCAGAUGGGAACAGAAGUUGUAAAGGGCCUUACACUGGAUGUGAGAAGAUCAGAAGACAAAUCACUAAGCACUGGAUCAUUUACAAAAAUGAAAUUGUUAAAAUUACUCCAAAUCAAUGGCGUAGAACUCACCGGGUCUUUCGAACGGCUUUCUAAAGUGUUGACGUGGAUUUGUUGGCUUGAAUGUCCUUUGGAAUUUUUGCCAUCCGAUUUUACACUAGACUACCUAGUUGUUAUUGAUAUGCGGUACAGUAACAUCAGAGAACUAUGGAAGGAAAAAAAGAUUCUCAACAAACUAAAGAUUCUUGAUCUCAGUUAUUCAAAAAACCUUGUUAAAACACCAAACAUGCACAGUUUAAAUUUAGAGAAACUACUGCUUGAAGGUUGCUCAAGUUUAGUUGAGAUACAUCAAUGUAUUGGACAUUCAAAGUCUCUUGUAAGUUUGAAUAUUUCGGGAUGUUCACAACUUCAGAAGCUGCCAGAGUGCAUGGGUGAUAUUGAGUGCUUCACUGAGCUUCUAGCAGAUGGAAUUAACAACGAGCAAUUUCUCUCUUCAGUUGAACAUUUGAGGUGCGUGAGGAAGUUGUCAUUGCGCGGACACUGGGACUGGAACUGGAACUUACCAUAUUGGCCUUCACCAAAUUCUUCUUGGAUUCCAGCUUUUCUGCUAACUCCAACUUCCACUAUUUGGAGAUUAUUGGGAAAGCUAAAACUUGGUUAUGGUUUGUCUGAACGGGCAACUAAUUCUGUUGAUUUUGGAGGUUUAUCCUCUCUCGAAGAAUUGGAUUUAUCAGGAAACAAUUUCUUCAGCCUGCCUUCUGGCAUUGGCAUCCUUUCUAAGCUGCGGCUUUUGACCGUUCAGGAAUGCCGAAAUCUUGUAUCAAUCCCAGAGCUCCCCUCAAAUUUAGAACAUUUGGAUGCAUUUGGUUGCCAAUCAAUGCAAUGGGUAAGACUAACAAUCCAAGCAAAAAAAAAUCUAAAUCUGGAUCUGUUUUGUUGUCCGGAUUUAAUAGAGAUUCAAGGCAUGGAAGGUCUAAGUAAUCAUGGCUGGAUUAUUUCCCAAGUUACCAAGAGCAAGUUAUCAAAUAAUUAUAAGAAAAGUCUUGUUGAGGCAUUGUGCUAUGGUGGUUACGGGUAUCAUAUUCUCUUCAAUCAUUGUUAUACGUUCAGCCACAGAGAUAAGUUCACUAUGAUUCCAAAUUGGUUCAGCUACAGUGGAAAAGGAACUUCAUUAUCAUUUCAUAUACCUCCAGUUUUCCAAGGCUUGGUCGUUGGGGUUGCCUGUCAAUGCUUGUUAGGUCAUUUUGAAACUGCCAAAUUGGGUAUAAAAAAUAAAAGCAACGGUAUUCAAUUGUUUGAAGCAAAGGUAUGCGAUUUUGCCAGUAGAAAUUGGGUGAGAUACAUAAGUAUAAGUGAGAUGGCAAUGAAAGAAUAUUCUGGAGAUGAGGGAUUGGAACUGUUCGUGGAAGUUCGGGACAAAUUCCUGGAGAUGAUAGAAUACGCUGAAGUGUUUGAAUGUGGGAUACAUGUGAUAGUUGAAAAGACAGAUUCAUUUGAAGGGUCAGAGUGGGAUCAUGAGUCUGAAGUUGGAAGAGAUAGAGUAAUACCUGCACCGCCAUAUCUGUCUCAAAAUGCGCUGUACAAUUCCAUUGAGAUUGACGGCAAGCAAGGUCAGAGUAAUUUAUCAAAAUAUGCAGAGGAUCGGCUUCUUGAGAGAAUCUUCGAUUAUCAUUAUCUUAGACCCUUCGAUUAUUCGAUGAUUCCAAAAUGUUUCCGCUACCGUGGAGAAGGAUGUUCAUUAUCAUUUCGUAUACCUCUAGUUUUCGAAGGCUUGGUCAUUUGGGCUGUCUGUUCAGGUGGUGGGCGUCAAGAAUUCAAGGCUAUUAUAAAAAAUAAAAGCAACGGUAUUCAAUUGUUCGAAGCUACUCAUGCAAGACCCUAUUUCCGUAGUAGGUGGGUAAGAUUCAUAAGUAAACGUGAGAUGGCAAUGGAAAAAUAUUGUGGAGAUGAUGAAUUGGAACUACAUGUGAUAUUGAGGUCCAAAAAGAGUAUAGUGGUACGAUGUGGGAUCCAUGUGAUAGAGGCAUAUCCAUAUGAACGGAGCAUCUACGAUCAAACUCCAGCGUUGGAUCAUGACAUUGACUACUACGAGACUUCAUUUGAAGGGUCAGGGUUGGAUCAUGAGAUUGACAACCAAGAGUCCGGAGUUGAAAGCGAUAGAACGAUACCUUCACCACCAUAUCAUCUGCUUCAUCAUCCCCGUCAUGGUUCAAUGAGAUUUUCUACAAGGCAGCAGUGGAAAGCUUUUUUGAUUCGGGCAAGUGUUUGGAUGAACGUUUUGGAUUGGUGGGGGUAUCCAAUGUUGUUUACCGAGCACAUUAGACUCGCUGCUUUUGCAGUGGCCUGGAAUGGUGCAAGGCAAAUUCGAAAGGUAGGAGUGUCUUUAGAUGUUAUCCACUCUGCCUUGGUUAAUUGCAAAAGAUUUCUUUUGAAGGCAUUGCAAGAAAUUUCCAAUUUGGCUUGUGGCUUCAAAGUUUUGGGGCUCAAGUUUUAUGGUGGGAGAUGGAGAGUUGAGAUUGAUAUUGGCAAUCUGGGAUGGAGUGCGAUUGGACAAGUUAAUUAUAUUGGGAGCAAUGUCCAUGUUGUAGUUGUAUUGCUUGACAAAAGCCUUUACCAGAUCUUUCCAUUUCCGGAUCUUUGUGUUGUUCAAUCUCAUAUGGGGGGAAUGCGGAGGAAGAGAAGGAGAGAAAAAAAAAGGGGAGGCCACCUAGGCUUGGAAGGAGCAGCUGGUCUGGGCAGUCGCCCUAAGCUGGUGGCGGCGUCUGUGGAGGAGUCGGUGUUGCUGCUGCCGAUAUUGGAGAAGGAAGAAAACGAAAAUGGCGGUGCUGGUGGGCUGCUCCCGCUGUGGAGGAAAAAGGAGAAGCAGUCAGUGGAGAGGGAUAAGUGUGGUGGAGAGGGUGGCGGUCAAGCCGGCGGUGAUAGUGGUGGGGUCGCUGAGAGAAAAAGGCUGCCUGAGUUGGCCACUUUAGGCCGGCGCCAGGGCCGGUGUCAUAUUAAUAGGCCUGAACGGACCAUACUCGGGGAUAGAGGGGUUUCAGGUGACCAUUUUGGUGCAUGUGUUGUCAAUUUUGAUGGACAUAUAAGGCAUUAA